GCGUAAACGCCGUACGAAACCUGGGCGACUGUCGCGCAUGCUCAUUGCUAGGGGGGAGUGAGAGAGGAGCAUGAAUGGAGCAAAAUGGCGGAUCAUGUGCAGAGCCUAGCCCAGCUAGAGAUCCUGUGCAAGCAGCUGUAUGAGACCACGGACACCAGCACCCGGCUUCAGGCGGAGAAGGCCCUGGUGGAGUUUACCAACAGCCCAGACUGCCUGAGCAAGUGCCAGCUGCUGCUGGAGAGAGGGAGCUCAUCUUAUUCCCAGCUGCUGGCUGCCACAUGUCUUUCCAAGCUGGUGUCGAGGACGAGCAAUCCUCUUCCCUUGGAACAGCGUGUUGAUAUUCGGAAUUAUGUACUCAACUACCUGGCGACCAGGCCGAAGCUGGCGGCCUUCGUCACCCAAGCCCUGAUCCAGCUCUAUGCCAGGAUCACCAAACUGGGCUGGUUCGAUUGUCAGAAGGAUGACUACGCCUUCAGGAACGCCAUCGCUGAUGUCACACGCUUCCUGCAGGACAGCGUAGAGCACUGCAUCAUAGGAGUCACCAUUCUCUCCCAGCUAACCAAUGAGAUUAACCAGGCAGACGCGACGCAUCCGCUAACCAAGCACAGGAAGAUCGCCUCCUCUUUUCGGGACUCGUCUCUCUUUGACAUCUUUACGCUGUCAUGCAACCUUCUCAAACAGGCCUCGGGGAAGAACCUUAACCUGAAUGAUGAGGGCCAGCAUGGGCUGCUCAUGCAGCUACUGAAGCUGGCCCACAACUGCCUGAACUUUGACUUCAUCGGCACCUCCACCGACGAGUCCUCGGACGACCUGUGCACGGUGCAGAUUCCCACCAGCUGGAGAUCCGCCUUCCUGGAUUCCUCCACCCUGCAGCUGUUCUUCGAUCUGUACCAUUCCAUCCCUCCAUCCCUUUCUCCUUUGGUCCUGUCCUGCUUGGUACAGAUAGCAUCUGUAAGGAGGUCACUAUUCAACAAUGCAGAACGGGCCAAGUUCCUGUCCCACCUGGUGGAUGGAGUAAAGAGGAUUCUGGAGAACCCACAGAGUUUGUCAGAUCCCAACAACUAUCAUGAAUUCUGUCGACUGUUAGCCAGACUGAAGAGCAACUACCAGCUGGGUGAGCUGGUUAAAGUGGAGAACUACCCAGAAGUCAUAAGACUAAUAGCUAAUUUCACCGUAACCAGCCUCCAGCACUGGGAAUUCGCCCCCAACAGCGUGCACUACCUGCUGAGCUUAUGGCAGCGGCUGGCCGCCUCUGUGCCCUACGUAAAAGCCACAGAACCACACCUGCUGGAGACCUACACGCCCGAGGUCACCAAGGCCUACAUCACCUCACGCCUGGAGUCUGUACACAUCAUCCUCAGGGAUGGCCUGGAGGAUCCUCUGGACGACACAGGAUUGGUCCAGCAGCAGCUGGACCAGCUGUCCACCAUUGGUCGCUGUGAGUACGAGAAGACGUGCGCUCUGCUGGUUCAGCUAUUUGACCAGUCCGCCCAGUCCUACCAGGAGCUGCUGCAGUCCACCAACUCGAGUGCCAUGGACAUUGCCGUGCAGGAAGGUCGUUUGACGUGGCUAGUCUACAUCAUUGGUGCUGUUAUUGGAGGAAGGGUCUCUUUCGCCAGCACUGAUGAGCAAGACGCCAUGGAUGGCGAAUUAGUUUGCAGGGUGCUACAGCUGAUGAACCUGACCGACUCCCGCUUGGCGCAGGCUGGCAAUGAGAAGCUGGAGUUGGCUAUGCUCAGCUUUUUCGAGCAGUUUCGCAAGAUCUACAUCGGCGACCAGGUGCAGAAAUCUUCCAAGCUUUACCGGCGCCUGUCGGAGGUCCUGGGCCUGAACGAUGAGACCAUGGUGCUGAGCGUCUUCAUCGGGAAGAUAAUCACCAACCUGAAGUACUGGGGGCAGUGUGAACCCAUCACUUCCAAGACACUGCAGCUCCUCAAUGACCUCUCCAUUGGCUACAGCAGCGUGAGGAAGCUAGUGAAACUCAGUGCUGUUCAGUUCAUGCUGAACAACCACACGAGCGAGCACUUUUCCUUCCUGGGCGUGAACAAUCAGUCAAACCUGAGUGACAUGCGAUGCCGGACCACCUUCUACACAGCACUCGGCCGGCUGCUCAUGGUGGACCUUGGUGAAGAUGAGGACCAGUUUGAGCAGUUCAUGUUGCCCCUUACGGCCGCGUUUGAGGCGGUGGCACAGAUGUUCAGCACAAACACCUUCAAUGAACAGGAGGCUAAGAGGACGUUGGUGGGUCUGGUGAGAGACCUGCGGGGCAUCGCUUUUGCGUUCAACGCGAAGACCAGCUUCAUGAUGCUCUUUGACUGGAUCUACCCCACCUACAUGCCUAUCCUGCAGAGGGCAGUCGAGCUGUGGUACCACGUCCCUGCAUGCACCACGCCUGUGCUCAAACUGAUGGCAGAACUGGUGCACAAUAGGUCACAGAGGCUGCAGUUCGACGUGUCAUCACCCAAUGGGAUUCUGCUCUUCCGGGAAACCAGCAAGAUGAUCACCACAUACGGAAACCGUAUCCUUACACUAGGGGAGGUGCCGAAGGAUCAGGUAUACGCUCUCAAGCUGAAAGGGAUCUCCAUCUGCUUCUCCAUGCUCAAGGCAGUGCUGAGCGGCAACUACGUCAAUUUCGGCGUCUUUCGGCUAUACGGGGACGAUGCGCUCGACAACGCCCUACAGACUUUCAUCAAGCUGCUGCUCUCUAUACCACACAGUGACCUGCUGGACUACCCAAAGCUCAGUCAGUCCUAUUACUCUUUACUGGAGGUUCUGACGCAGGAUCACAUGAACUUCAUCGCCAGUCUUGAGCCCCAUGUCAUCAUGUACAUCCUGUCCUCCAUCUCAGAAGGACUGACAGCCCUUGACACCAUGGUGUGCACCGGGUGCUGCUCCAGCCUGGACCAUAUAGUCACAUACCUGUUCAAGCAGCUGUCCCGGAGCACCAAGAAAAGGCCGGCCCCCAUGACCCAAGAGAGCGACCGCUUCCUGCACAUCAUGCAGCAGCAUCCCGAGAUGAUCCAGCAGAUGCUGUCAACCGUACUAAACAUAAUAAUUUUUGAAGACUGUCGGAAUCAGUGGUCGAUGUCCAGACCUUUGCUUGGCUUGAUCUUGCUAAACGAGAAGUACUUUGCUGACCUUCGGAACAGCAUUGUGAACAGCCAGCCCCCUGAAAAGCAGCAGGCCAUGCAUCUGUGCUUCGAAAACUUGAUGGAAGGCAUCGAGCGCAACCUGCUGACCAAAAACAGGGACCGGUUUACGCAGAACCUCUCUGUGUUUAGAAGAGAAGUCAACGACUCUAUGAAGAAUUCCACGUACGGGGUGAACAGCAACGACAUGAUGAGCUGACAUUCCACAGAGCACUGGGCCCUGCCCUCACGGCCCCGCCCCCGCCUCCGUGGGCUGCACCGCCUCGGAAAAGCCACCCCCCACGCAGCCGUCUCCUGGCCCACCCCCUCGGCCUGGAUGCCAGGGGAACACAUCACACAGACCUGCAUCUCCUGCUCCUUCGACCUUAAGUCCAUCCCCUGUUCCCCUAAACUCAACCCCCUCCACCCCCCUCCCCCCCGCAGCCCAACCCUUCCUUUUUAUAUAUAUAUAUAUAAAUAUAUAUAUACUUAUAUAUUUUAAAGCCAGUUUCUAGAGGUCACUGUUCUGACCGUACUGACAAUUGGGGCUCAAAGUCCAAAGAGAGAGGGGAAGAGUUUGGGGGGGUGGGGCUUGUGUGACAAUUCUUAGGGACUUUCCUGAGUGGGAAGCGUCCUCAUGUAUGAGUGAGACAGUGUGAGAGAGAAGGACAGACAGGAAAGGAGGUGCUGGUAUCUGUAGAACACUGCUUCUGCCUGCCUUGUACAAAACAAAAAAAAAUAAAUCACAAGGAAAAAAAGUGUACAUUUUUUCAUAACAUUUUGAACAAUGUUUAUAUUAAUUCAAUUUAAAAAAAAGGAAAAAAAGUGUGAUUGAAAUUUUUACAGUACAGUAAGUUAGUGCAACAGUGCGGGUUUGUUUGUAUGAAGAAUAUUAUAUCUGGGAGGUGAGAUGUGUCCGAUUUCCGAAUGCAUGGAGCUGAGGUGCGGGGUGG
Messenger RNA from Brienomyrus brachyistius, 4081 nucleotides. It is a transcript of the gene xpo7, whose product is annotated as exportin 7. Gene Ontology annotation, cellular component: nuclear pore; cytoplasm. The transcript has 28 exons. The record is from RefSeq and is a predicted model, not a curated record. Bases 85 to 3348 code for a protein of 1087 amino acids. Gene Ontology annotation, biological process: protein export from nucleus. NCBI's taxonomy places the organism in Eukaryota, Metazoa, Chordata, Actinopteri, Osteoglossiformes, Mormyridae. Gene Ontology annotation, molecular function: nuclear export signal receptor activity; small GTPase binding.